Messenger RNA from Pseudogymnoascus destructans, 1410 nucleotides. RefSeq lists its product as uncharacterized. Gene Ontology annotation, molecular function: 5-formyltetrahydrofolate cyclo-ligase activity. NCBI's taxonomy places the organism in Eukaryota, Fungi, Ascomycota, Leotiomycetes, Thelebolales, Thelebolaceae. Bases 441 to 1202 code for a protein of 253 amino acids. The transcript has 2 exons. Gene Ontology annotation, cellular component: mitochondrion. The record is from RefSeq and is a predicted model, not a curated record. Gene Ontology annotation, biological process: tetrahydrofolate interconversion; folic acid-containing compound biosynthetic process.
GCGAUGUUGGCGAGCUUUGGGGAGAGGCUUGGCGAGGCAGUUUGUAGCGCGGUCGGCAUCGCAGCAACUUUGAGCCGCAUUUAUGUGGAUUGGUUUUGUAUGGGUUUUGAUAGGCGGGCCACGUCGUUGUUAUAUUUUGGUGGCUAAUCUACUUUAAUGAUAUUCCAAGAUUGAGACAGCUUUAUUCAACGAUUUCUGAGCCCAAUUACUACUCAUAGUAAUCUUGGUUACGGGAAAAGCGUCCGCUGGAAUCCCGCGGAGUUCCCCUCCCGUCACGUGCUUCUGUUCUCAUCUAUCCAAAAAUUACACUCCAUCAUUCCAACCAACGCUGGAAACUUGCAUAUUUUGACAUUUGAUCUCGAGGAUAUAGUACGGUCUCCUCGAGAAAGUUAGCGGCCAUAUUAAGCUCAUCCGCAGGUCUGCGACAACCCUAUCAAAGCAUGACCCCUCCCUCAACAUCAACCUGCUCAUCCGCAAUGCACCCCUCCCCCGCCCUCAAGACCGCAAAAUCGGCGCUCCGAAAAGCCAUAAAAGCUCGUCUAUCUACUCUCCAGCCCUCCAGAAUAGAAGCACAAAGCACCGCCGUCUCCAAUGCCAUCAUCUCAUGGCCCAAAUAUCAAGCCGCAAGGAGCAUCAGCGUCUACCUCUCUAUGCCAAGCGCGGAGCUCUCCACGGCAGCCAUUGUGCGUGACGCGCUUUUGAGGGGGAAGAAAGUGUUUGUGCCGUACCUUCACCUGGCCACGGAGCGGGAUCGGGGGCAAGAUGGAUACCUGCCGAAGCGGUGUAUGGAUAUGGUGCGGCUCCAUGGGCUGGAGGAUUUUGAGGGGCUAGAGAAUGAUAGCUGGGGGAUCCCGACGGUGGCAGAUGAGGGGAUAGAGAAAAGAGAGAGGGUUUUGGGUGGAGAGAGGGAGGGGCAGCUGGAUUUGAUGCUUCUUCCUGGGGUAGCUUUUCAGACAAUCAAUGGUGGUGAGGAGGACGGGAUGAUUAGGAGGUUGGGGCAUGGGAUGGGAUUUUAUGAUUUUUUUAUAAGGAGAUACAGGGCGAAGACGAAAGAGGUGGCGGGCGAGGAGCCGCUGUUGGUUGCACUGGCCCUCAAGGAGCAAGUGCUGGAGAAUGGGGAUGCGGAGGUACCGUUGGGAGAGCACGAUGCUCUGCUGGAUGGAUUGGUGGUUGGUAAUGGGAGGAUACUUGCUAAGGCAUGAAUAGCGUUGAAGGGCGUACGUAAGUCAUGGUUACUGUCAAUGCAAAUUGUAGUGAAGGUGAUUGAGGAAAUAGCUCAUAUUUAGAGUUUCCGUAUAUGUGAAUUAUAGUCGUAAGGUUUAGGGGAGAUAUUUUGGUUAUAGUUUCUGUAAACAUUGUUAUAGUUGUAGGUGAUUAAGGGAAGAUAUUUUAAAAUUAAGUCUUUAGGCA